GAUCUCUUGUACUGGAAGGGGACUCUUGUCAAACAGGUAGAAUCUAUCUAAUAAGAACUCACCACCCUGGAAAGCUUGGAAAAUUCUUUAUAAAAACCGUGAAUGUGCAUUCUUCAUGACAAACUGAAUAUGAAUAUAUAUUUCAUGCAUUGACAUAAAUAUAGAGUACUGCAACAAUAGUUCUUGCAGCAGAAUUUGAUCCUUGUGUCAAAAACUCCUGUCUUAUUGAACUGGUCAAUUAUUGUAUUUUUGCUGAAGCCUCCCCCUGAUUAUAAUUAGAUUGUUGUAUCUGAAUAAUACAAGCAGUGUCCAAGAAAUUAUCUUGUGUGCUCAAUACAAAGUUGACAUCAAGACCUCAGCAAUACUGUUAUUGCUGAACAAUAUUGGUCAUUUUAAACCCAUGAAACAAAAUUGUUGGAACCUUUUGAAGCUAAUUCCUUGCUUGAAGUAAUAAUAUGCCUAAGUUCAAUGAAACUGACGUCAAGCAUGCCUCAGUAGAAGAGGCACUUGUCAAACCCACAAUUGAAAACAAAUUGUCAAAUGCACUUAUUGUCAAACCAAAUUUAGAAGAAAAUAUACCUGACAUCUAAAAGACCCAUGGAACAUCCCAUCAUAUCAUUUCACAAACAGGCAGAGAAAUCAUUUCUUCUCACAUGGAGUCACCUGCUACACCACUUCCUGCAUAAGGGAUUUAUUCCCGAUUCUUGAAGUCACUCAUGCGCAACCACCAGAGAGAGAGUGGUGCAGGGCGUGAGGCGAUGGGGGACACAUUGGCAAAGAGUUUGGACAACCAAGAGUUCUGCUCCGGCGAGAUGGGGCCUCACCCCCUGCACAGUCUUGGAUAGAGCGCAGCAGGAGAGAAAAAUGGCCGCGCACUUCAAAAUGAUAGUGAGGGUUCCCCUUGGAUCGCUUAAAUACAACAGUAUCCAGAAUUCUUGCACCACCGCGGUUGAUGAGAAAUUCGAAAUUUUGUCCUUAUGUAGACUUUGCGUGGACUAUCAGGAGUGGACUUCCGUGCGUGAAGGGCCGAUAAGAAAUAAUUAUUACUCAUCCUCUUUGGAAAUUGAUGGCCUUUACGGUAUUUUCCAAGAUGUCUCCCCGAGGUGCAUAUAUAAUUACGUGAAGGCAAUAUUUAAGCAUUCAGGACGUUCAUUUAACUCUAGUGAAAAUUAUUUGUUCUCCAGAAUCUUCAGUUAUCCAUAGGUUUUCAAAUUUUGUAUGUGAUUAAAAUGGCAUGGCCGGCGUACCGCCGAAAGAACCGGACCAUGAUUGUGAAUUGCGGGAGAGAUUGGAAUUGAGCCAGGACAAACUCCAAGUGCUGCAACGAUGCAACAUGGAGAGCUUCUGGUAUCGCUCCUUCCCUUUUGCCAUAGGGCUAUUGGUCCUGGCUCACCUUGGCAUUCAAAAAGUCCUGCUUGCCACCUUAGUCGGAUACAUAGCAGGAAAGUUCUCGUACUGGGACAAGUGCGCGGAAAUGAUAAUGGAGCUACCCAACAGUCACUUAGCAGAAACUCUCCGCCGUAACCAACAAAACGCUGGACGCCCUCCCAUCCCGAAUGAAGAAUUGUCUGUUCCGGUUUACUCCAAACCAACGUUCAAGCAGAUCGCAAGUCGCACAGCUCGAGAUGGGUCAGUGUGUGACUUGGACAAUUAUCGUAAACCUGAUUUGGACCUCCUGCUUGCCACCUUAGUCGGAUACAUAGCAGGAAAGUUCUCGUACUGGGACAAGUGCGCGGAAAUGAUAAUGGAGCUACCCAACAGUCACUUAGCAGAAACUCUCCGCCGUAACCAACAAAACGCUGGACGCCCUCCCAUCCCGAAUGAAGAAUUGUCUGUUCCGGUUUACUCCAAACCAACGUCCAAGCAGAUCGCAAGUCGCAGAGCUCGAGAUGGGUCAGUGUGUGACUUGGACAAUUAUUGUAAACCUGAUUUGGACCUAAGUUCAUUUCAGGAAUGACCACCGGAAGCGUCAAUGAUGAAAGAAGAGGAAAACCAAAGCAAAGAUGUUCAAGGCUUAUCGUAUGAUGAACUUUGUAGGAGAAAUUGAUCUGAAUUUGAAACGAAGAAGUACAAGCAGAUGAAGUGUGAUGUAAUGGGUCCACUUGCAUCUUCAGCAGCUCCUGAUCCGGAGAAGCCAAAGAAGGGUUGUACUACAAAUGCUUAUGGUGAUGAGUGGGAAAAGUGAGGUAGAUUGCAGCUGAAUCACCUGCAGUGUUCCCUCUAGUGAGCCCCAUUUGUCGAUUCUGUUUGUGAUUUUUGACUCUCGAUUCAAGGGUUUUCUCUUUUAUUGGAGUUGAGAUGAUCUAUGAGCGGUGAAUGAAAUCGUUCAUGCGUUGUUGAGAAGCAUUCCUGUUACUACGCUGUUAGUGAGAUAUAGUUGAGUAUGCUCAAGAAAAAGUUUUGCUCUCUCAUUUCUCAAUGAAUUGAAAAACGAUCCGCGUUCAA
Molecule: messenger RNA, 2445 nt
Organism: Notodromas monacha
Lineage: Eukaryota; Metazoa; Arthropoda; Ostracoda; Podocopida; Cyprididae
Source: the annotation of a GenBank genome assembly